Megalops cyprinoides (Indo-Pacific tarpon) is the source of this 1123-nucleotide messenger RNA. Its product is annotated as polycomb complex protein BMI-1-A-like. Gene Ontology annotation, cellular component: PRC1 complex. The record is from RefSeq and is a predicted model, not a curated record. Gene Ontology annotation, molecular function: promoter-specific chromatin binding; metal ion binding. Gene Ontology annotation, biological process: negative regulation of transcription by RNA polymerase II. The transcript has 10 exons. The coding region runs from base 119 to 1123 and encodes 334 amino acids. NCBI's taxonomy places the organism in Eukaryota, Metazoa, Chordata, Actinopteri, Elopiformes, Megalopidae.
AAAAGGCCAUUUUGUAUCGUGUUUUCAUUACAGAUCCUUGCAAAGUUACUCUUUCUGCCCGGGAUAUACACGAAGGACUGGACUCCCCUGCAAAAUCAGAACCUGCAACCUGGAUAAGAUGCACAGAACCACCCGCAUUAAAAUCACUGAUCUGAAUCCAAACCUUACGUGCCCGCUGUGUGUGGGCUAUUUCAUUGAUGCCACCACUAUCGUUGAGUGUCUGCACUCCUUCUGUAAAACCUGCAUCGUGAGCUUCCUUGAGACUAACAAGUUCUGUCCCAGGUGUGAAGUACAGGUACACAAAACACGGCCACUGCUUAGCAUCAGGUCGGACAAAACCUUGCAGGACAUUGUGUACAAGCUGGUCCCUGGGCUGUUCAAAGAUGAGAUGAAAAGGAGACGGGAUUUCUAUGCAGACAACCCUGCAGCUGAUGGAGCUAACUCUAGCGGAGAGGACCGGGAGGAGAUGAGGGAGAAGAGGAUGAUCACAGAUGAUGAAGUCCUCAGCCUGUCCAUCCAGUUUCACGAAGAAAAGAAAAAUGACAAGAAACCCCUGGAUCCAAGAGCUUCAGACAGAGAGAGGCCCAGCAGCAAACGUUUUUUGCGCUGUCCAGCAGCCAUGACAGUCAUGCACUUGGCCAAGUUCCUGCGCAGCAAGAUGGACAUCCCGAGCAGUUACCGGAUUGAGGUGAUGUACGAAGAUGAGCCCCUGAAGGACUACUAUACGCUGUUAGACGUUGCUUACAGCUACACAUGGAGAGGGAAUGGACCUCUGCCGCUGCGCUACCGUGUCCAGCCCCCCAGGAAGCGGCUGAAGCUGUCCCAGCCCAUGGAGUCGGCCCAUUCCGACGGGAUGAACACCAGCCCCACCUCCGACAGCGAGUCUCUCAGUGACAAAGCCAGCAGCCCCGCCACUCUCCCCUCCAGCUCCUCCCCCCUGCCCAGCCCUGCCCCCCACAGCCCCGCCCCCACCACCCCGUCCAAUGGCACCCCGAAUGGCCCCCAGCCACCACGGAGCUCCCAUAAGCCGGCGGCCAAUGUCGCUGGCCAGGGGCCGGCCAUCGCGGGAGGAGUGAAGAGAACUGGAGGACCGGCACCCACAAGUGCACUUCCCCUUACCUGA